UCUUGAUUAUUCUAUCCAUUUCCAAUGGCCAUUUCUGUUCUAUAAAAUCCGCCAUCGUUUCUUACCAAAACCUCUCCUCUCCAUUUCCUCUCUUUUAAUCUCUCCUUCCAUUUUUCUCUGUUUCUCCCAGAUUUUCUUGACAGUCGUUUUAAUGCUUCUUCCAUCCUUCUUCUUUAUCAUCCUUCGUAUUCAUGUCUCCUGUACUCAGUGAGAUCCUUCUCUCCGGUUUCAUCAUCAACUCUGCUCUCCGCCGCCGCACCCAUCUUGUUCAAUCUUUCUCUGUUGUCUUUCUCUACUGGUUCUACAAUUUCUCAUGAACUAACUCCCCAAUUCUCCAACAAUCGCUUAAAUUAACAACUCAGUUCUUUGAUUUGUUUCAUUUCCAGCAAACCCGUAUCGGUUUUCAUCUAUCUUUCCCACCCACACACACACAAAAGAAGAAACUCCUCUGUUUUAAUACAAGACCGGUUUCAAUGGCGUCUCCGUUAGGAAGUUCAUCUGGAUCUCCAAGCUCCGACGAAGAUCUGCGGCUAAUCGUGGAUCAGAGGAAGAGAAAGAGAAUGAUAUCGAAUCGAGAAUCAGCUCGCCGAUCUAGGAUGCGAAAACAGAAGCAACUCGAUGAUCUGACGUCUCAGGUGGGUCAAAUCAGAACAGAGAAUGAACAAAUCGCCGUCAAUAUCAAUUUCACGACCCAACUUUACGUGAAUCUGGAGGCAGAGAACUCUGUUCUCCGAGCUCAGAUGGUGGAGCUCCGCCACAGAUUGGAUUCGCUUAACGAAAUCAUAAGAUUCAUGAACUCGAGCAGUAGACAUGUGUAUGAUUCUGAGGAGAAUGAUGAAGUUUGUGGCAUUGAUGGGUUUGUUGAUUCUUGGGGAUUCCCAUUUCUUAACCAGCCAAUCAUGGCAGCUGGUGAUUUGUUUAUGUGUUGAGGGAAAAGAAAAAGAAAAAGAAAAGAAAAGAAAACGCAAACCAAGCCAGAGUGGCUUUCAUCAUUGUUAUUGGUACUUUGUUAUUGUUUAAUGUGGAUAUGUUCUACUUUCAAAUGUAAUCAAACGUACCUUUAAUGAUAAUUACAUAUUAAACAAAAACUCUUAUUGCUACAA
Molecule: messenger RNA, 1103 nt
Organism: Cucumis sativus (cucumber)
Lineage: Eukaryota; Viridiplantae; Streptophyta; Magnoliopsida; Cucurbitales; Cucurbitaceae
Product: bZIP transcription factor 44
Exons: 1
Coding region: 474-929 (151 amino acids)
Biological process (GO): positive regulation of DNA-templated transcription
Cellular component (GO): nucleus
Molecular function (GO): DNA-binding transcription factor activity; transcription cis-regulatory region binding
Source: RefSeq, a predicted model, not a curated record